AUGCCCACGGCCACUGCAUUUCUGGAUAACCCCUUAUUGAAGGUUAGCCGGCCUGUCGCCGCAUGCUCGCGCUGUCGUACCGCCAAAAUCAAAUGUGAUGGGAAACUCCCUGCGUGCUCCGCUUGUGAAAAAGUUGGCAAGGGGAACACCUGCUCAGGUGCUAGUGACGAGUUCGCCAAAGGCAAGGAACGGAGCUAUGUCGCGUCACUCGAAGGUUACUGUGACAAACUAGAAAAGAAACUCGCCCAGCUGCGAAAUCGUCAAAAUUCCUUAUCUGCCGAAGGAAAUGGAGUCGCCCGGGAGGUUUCCAUCACUGCGACCUCUUCGAGUGGCCCUCCUGGAACAGCCCAUCGUCGAGAGGUCUCCGAUAUCGAUGAUCUUGUGGGUGAUUUUGGAUUCUUGUCCGUGAAUGCGACUUCACGCGAUUUCCACGGCAUCACAUCUACGACCAGCUUCGCCAAUCUACUCUUAUCGGUUACGACUGUCGGAUAUCCCCCACCGCCAAUUCCGAACUCACUUCCCCCACGACACGAGGCUACCCCAUUACUGCAACACUACUUUGACAAUAUCUUUGUUCAACUGCCGUUCUUUGUGGAGACCAGCUUCUGGACAUCGGUCGAUGCGGUCUAUCAAUCCCAAGGCCGCUUUGCCAAACCAUUCGACCACUGGAUGCUGCGUAUGGUCCUGGCUAUUGCCUAUGCCUCGCUAUCAUAUCAGAACAAUGACAAAAGUCAUCAACGGGCAUUGGGUCUUGUAGCAGAGGCAUUGACUUAUGCCGGAGAGGUCCUCCGUCCGGGAUCUAUCGCGUGUAUCCAAGCAAUCCUACUGCUAGCACAGUAUUCAUUGGUGGACCCGGGGCGAUUCCGUACCUGGUAUUUGGUAGGAAUGGCAAUCAGAGUGGCCGUGGAUCUGGGGCUCCAUCAAGAUCCACCCGCAGAGGUCUUGACAAACUCAAAUCGGCUUGACAUUCGUCGGCGUGUUUUCCAUUGUCUUUACGCCUUGGAUAGGGGACUCAGUUCUGCCUUGCAAAGGACAUUUUCCUUCUCUGAUGAUUCAGUAAGCGUGGAAAUGCCCUCCACCAGCAACUCGACCAAUUCUUCUGUCAAUGAACAAAGUCACAUCUUUCUCCGAAGCCCAGCACCAGCUCUACAUAUCGUUCGGAUCCGACAAAUCUUGUCGGUCGGUUACGCCGAUAUGUAUUACAAGUCGAGGGAGCCUUCAGAGCAACCCCUCGUGCAAAUCUGGACCCUCUGCCAUCGGGCUCAGCAAUGGUACAACGAAUGUCCCCAGAAUUCCCCCAGUCACUUCUCUCUCUUAUAUCGUCUCGAAAAACUCUAUACUAUAAUCAUUCUCCUAUCACCUUCUCACCAAUACCCAAUUCUCUGUGACUAUAACAGCGCGCUCCUAUUCGACCGGUCCAUGGACUAUAUCAGCCUGAUUCAUCAAGUUCUUGAAACCCCUGGCUCCCUCCCUUUCCUCAACUUCCUCGACAUCCAACGUGUACAUCAAAUAGCGCGUCGCUUCGUGGAGGUUCUCUCCCAAAAUUACGACCUGCUCCUCAGCACAACCGUCCCAAGCCCGCCUCCAGUCCCCGCAGGCACCCCCGCCCCUCCAAUACUAGACGAAGAAGACCGAAUAAACUGCCGCCCUCGCGCAAUUCGAUGUCUCUCAUAUAUUCGAGAUUUGCUUGAAUACUCUGCGCGAAAGUGGGAGCUUCGGGCCCCGCUCGAAGAGUUCGAGCGCGAGUCCGCGGCCUUGAAUGAUUUACUGUUGAAUGACUCCAUUGGUUACAUGGAGAUGCCGAUCCGGGGCGGUUACCCUCAAUCCUCCCCCCACGGAUUGCCGCUGGUCGGCAACGAGUACCCCGGAUACCAUUUAGGAUGA
Molecule: messenger RNA, 1884 nt
Organism: Penicillium odoratum
Lineage: Eukaryota; Fungi; Ascomycota; Eurotiomycetes; Eurotiales; Aspergillaceae
Product: Zn(II)2Cys6 transcription factor
Exons: 2
Coding region: 1-1884 (627 amino acids)
Biological process (GO): positive regulation of transcription by RNA polymerase II; DNA-templated transcription
Molecular function (GO): zinc ion binding; DNA-binding transcription factor activity, RNA polymerase II-specific; sequence-specific DNA binding
Source: RefSeq, a predicted model, not a curated record